GGUUUUUGCAUCAUUAUUCUGAUAGUACUAUUCAGGAAGGAUUUAUAAUUCAAUAUUAUUACAAUGUAAAAUAUUACAAAAUUGUACUAUAUGAUAUUAAGAAAUAUUCUUAUGUAAUUCUUAUUAGUAAAGGAAUAUAUAAGCAUUCUUCAUUCCCAUCUAGUAAAGUUUAUAAUAAAAUUACUAAUAAAUUAAAAGUUAUUAUCAAAGAAGCCUCUGAAGAAUUGGUGAAUAUUACACUACAAAACCUUAUUUCAAAUAACUUUAUUAAAGUGACAUUUGGAGUUAAUUACUUAACUCAAAUUUAUGCUUCACUUAACGAUAUUGAUAAAUUGAGAAGACUUAUAUCCAAG
Racocetra persica is the source of this 353-nucleotide messenger RNA. Lineage: Eukaryota; Fungi; Glomeromycota; Glomeromycetes; Diversisporales; Gigasporaceae. The record is from the annotation of a GenBank genome assembly.